This is a messenger RNA of Sinocyclocheilus rhinocerous, 1408 nucleotides long. Its product is annotated as tumor necrosis factor receptor superfamily member 14-like. Gene Ontology annotation, cellular component: external side of plasma membrane. The record is from RefSeq and is a predicted model, not a curated record. Gene Ontology annotation, molecular function: protein binding. Lineage: Eukaryota; Metazoa; Chordata; Actinopteri; Cypriniformes; Cyprinidae. The coding region runs from base 300 to 1055 and encodes 251 amino acids. The transcript has 7 exons. Gene Ontology annotation, biological process: defense response to Gram-positive bacterium; defense response to Gram-negative bacterium; negative regulation of alpha-beta T cell proliferation.
UUACAGCCACUGAAUAAGUGUAAUAAUAUAUUAACAAUGGGAUACUUUGUAUCAAAGAAUUGUACACAAUCAGUCCCUUGCAAGUCACAUGCUUAUUCAUUACUGUUGCCUCCCCUCUCAAUAGAUUGGUCUGCAGCUGUGAGAAACUUCUUAUCCCUUUAAAAAAAUGAAAUCCAUCAGAAAAUGAUCAGAACCUGCCACAUCCAACACACAGAAGUGCUUCUGAAGUCUGAUAGAAAGACUAAAUCCACUAUCAGCUCUUUGCACAGACACACUGAGUUGACCCAUUUGACAUCUUUAUGAAAAUGCAACUUUUGUUGAUUAUUUUAUACAUUGUUUCUAUUGGCUUUCUAUACAUAGAACUCGCUUGUUGUGUCUGUGCCAGUGCUGAAUAUGAGAUAAACGGACAUUGCUGCCAUAUGUGUGCACCUGGUAAUCGUGUUUUAUGGCAUUGCACAGUGGAUACCAGCACGACUUGUGUAUCCUGUAGUGCAUCCACGUACACAGAUGAACCUAAUGGCCUUGAAAUGUGCUUUUCCUGCUCAACCUGUGAUGCAGGUUUAAGGAUACAGAAGGCCUGUACACGGUUAUCAAAUACCGUUUGUGAGCCACUAAAAGGAUUCUUCUGUAUGGUCAGAAAAAAAGGCAGCUGUAAAUUAGCUGUUAAACAUUCUCAAUGUAAUCCUGGAGAAUACAUCCAACAAAAAGGAACAGCAAGCACUGAUACUGUGUGUGGUGAAUGCACAAAUGGUACCUACUCUGAUGGCACUUUCACAGCUUGUCAGACACAUACAAUAUGUCAGAGUAUGGGUCGUAAACAAAUAGAAACAGGAACAACGUCAUCUGAUGCUAAAUGUGAACAUACUCAAAAUGGUCUUGUUAUUGGAAGCAUAACUGGUGUUGUGGUCGUUGUUGUUAUUGUUGUUAUUGGCGUCUCAGUAACCCAGUUUGUCAUAUUCAAACACAAGUCAAAGGCUCGUCCAGGGAUAAAGUCCGUCCAGGUCCAAAAUGUUGGUGGAGGGCUCUUAAAGUACUUACAUAAUCCAUGGACUUAAUGUUACUUAUUACAUUUCAACCAGUCAAAGUGAAACAAAAAGAAACACUUUACUUGUUACUGACAAGCUGGUCACUGAGAGUGAGAAAACUAUGCACAUGUGUUCUCUUACCUAUAUAAUAAAAUAACAUUACUACAGUACAGAUUAAACACUGUAAAAGAUUACAAGAAGAGGACAAUGUAAUAUCAUAAAAAUAAUUCUUCUUAACCAGCUACAUCUGUAAUGAAAUGGAUAUCAACACACUCGCUGUUGAUAACCAUGAUAAAGUUUAUGAAUCAUUCAUUACUCAUUUUGACACUACUUGCAUGAUAUGUUGAAAUUAGACCACAAUAUAACAGUACUUGUGAAUCAUU